UUUCAAAUAUUCCACUAAUUUAAAAAAUAUACAAAAUUAUUCAUUAUAUACAAAAAUUAAUGGAAUUAAUGGAUGUAUUUACAUGACACUUUGUCAGUAUAAUUAUCGCAGUGUAACAGAGAUCCAAAAGAGAAAUAACUAACUAUAAUUAUCGCGAUUUUAAUAUUGUGUACGCGACUAUAUUUGUUUUAUAUAUAUAUGUAAAAGCUUAGAAUUAGUCAUACCUAACCGUAACAUACUUGAUUAGUAAAAUACAAAAUAUUUUGUAAUAUUUUGCUGCCUUUCUUAUUUGUCAUAUCUAGUAUAACUUAUAAAUUAUUAAUCUAUAAAUAAUCUUUUCAAAUGGACGACAGUCUGAGAAAUAAACGUUUAACUGGUGAGGAAACCACCCAGUAUCACUUAGCAGCAGUUUUGUAUACAACACAAACUGAGAAUAAAAUGCUACCAGGAUUUGAUCCUAAUCGAGAUGAUGUUGAAUAUUACCGUGUUCAACAGGAUAUCGAUUGUGAUGAAGUAUAUCCAGGAAUAUAUAUUGGUGAUGCUGCCACAGCAAAAAAUAAGAAAUACCUUAAAAUAUUGGGUAUAACACAUUUGCUUAAUGCUGCUGAAGGAAAAAGAUUUGGAUGUGUAGACACCGAUAAGAAUUAUUAUUCUGAUACAACAAUAAAGUAUCUUGGCUUACCACUUAUUGAUUUGUGCACAACAGACAUUAGCAAGUACUUUUACAUUAUUGCAGAUUUUAUCGAUGAAGCUGUUUCGAUUGGAGGUAAAGCUUUUGUUCAUUGUGUGUUAGGAAUCUCACGUAGCGCAACGUGCGUAUUAGCAUAUUUAAUGAUUAAAAAAGGAAUGCUAGCCGCAGAUGCAAUUCGAACAGUUCGCAAAAAUCGUUUAAUUCAACCAAAUAGUGGUUUUCUUCACCAAUUAGCGGAGUUAGAUAAUCAAUUACGAAGACAACGAUCUUAAGUGAAUACAGCUUUGAUAAAACUAUAAGGUUCACUAACAAUAUAUACUGCAGUGAAUUUGAUAGAUAUAUGUAUAUUGUAUAUAAAUAAUUGUAUAUAAAAACUGAGUAAACAUGAUCAAAAUGUAUGAUUAGAUUAGAUUGAUACAUUGUUAGUCAACAUUAGGCGCAAAAUUCACUAUUAUCUCAAAAUCAAAUAUUACGAAUAUAUACAUAUUAUGAGAUAGCAAUCAUAUAACUCAUAUUACGCUUCACGAUAUAAAGUAUUAUAUAUACAAUAUAAUCGCUUCUCACAAUUUAUUGUUGGUAAAUUGUAUUAUUUAAUAAAUUAUAAUACUGAUAUUGUAAAAA
Molecule: messenger RNA, 1312 nt
Organism: Bombus pascuorum
Lineage: Eukaryota; Metazoa; Arthropoda; Insecta; Hymenoptera; Apidae
Product: dual specificity protein phosphatase 3
Exons: 4
Coding region: 343-963 (206 amino acids)
Biological process (GO): protein dephosphorylation; negative regulation of MAPK cascade
Cellular component (GO): cytoplasm
Molecular function (GO): MAP kinase phosphatase activity; protein tyrosine/serine/threonine phosphatase activity
Source: RefSeq, a predicted model, not a curated record